Messenger RNA from Hylaeus anthracinus, 3377 nucleotides. Its product is annotated as sodium/potassium-transporting ATPase subunit alpha-like. The record is from RefSeq and is a predicted model, not a curated record. Gene Ontology annotation, biological process: intracellular sodium ion homeostasis; proton transmembrane transport; potassium ion import across plasma membrane. Gene Ontology annotation, cellular component: membrane. The transcript is spliced from 2 exons. Gene Ontology annotation, molecular function: ATP hydrolysis activity; ATP binding; P-type sodium:potassium-exchanging transporter activity. NCBI's taxonomy places the organism in Eukaryota, Metazoa, Arthropoda, Insecta, Hymenoptera, Colletidae. Bases 198 to 3239 code for a protein of 1013 amino acids.
GAGGUCGAGCAAACAUUCGCAAAAAUUCCACGUGAUCUCUGGAUUUGAUGUAAUCGAGCAGGUGGGCCAUGACUUAAACGAUUAAAUAAUUGAAUCUUGACAGCAAUCGAUUUUCUAAUCUGUCCACGUUAUACGUAAUUUGCGUGAGAUCGUGAGACGUUAAAUUUGCAUUAAACGCAAUCCGAUUAACAUCUAAAAUGCCAACAGUGACCCAAGCACCUCCUAGUCAAGUCGUUAAGAAAAAGCUUACGGAAGAUGAAAUAAACGAUCUUCAUCAAGAGCUGAGUACCAGGGAUCAUUUGAUUCCAUUGAAACAGUUAUGCGAAAAAUUGAACACCAAUUUGAUUACGGGUUUGACCGAACAAGAAGCAAACUACGCUCUUCUCAGAGACGGACCAAAUGCCCUAACUCCUCCUAAAGUAACUCCAGAAUAUAUCAAAUUUAUAAAAUGCAUGUUUCACGGAUUCGCUACUCUGCUUUGGGCAUGCUCAGCAUUGUGCUUUCUUUUAUAUGGCAUUAGUAUGCUGAUUGAAGGUACAAGCGGUGGCAACGAAUGGUUAGGAUUUAUCAUUGCCGCGAUCUGCGUAAUCUCCGGUGUGUUUGCUUACAUACAAGAGAGUAAGAAUACAAAGGUCAUGGAAUCUUUCAAAAAAAUGGUACCCACUUUCGCAACGGUGAUUCGUAACGGGGCUAAAUUGCGAGUGGCAACCGAAGACUUGGUCAUAGGCGAUUUGGUGUACAUUAAAUAUGGCGACAAAAUACCAGCCGACAUCAGGAUCAUCGAAUGUACUGGACUAAGAGUUGAAAAUUCUAGUAUCACCGGUGAAAGUGAACCGGUAGCUAGAACGAAUUACCCAACCGAUGCCAAUCCUUUGGAAUCCUCCAAUGUCGCUUUUUUCUCGUCUUUCGCAGUGGAUGGCAAAGGUAAAGGUAUAGUAAUAGCAACGGGUGAUCGAACGAUGAUAGGGCGACUUGCUGGUCUUACGUCGCAACUUGUCAAAACCGAAACACCGAUAGCCAAAGAGAUCAGACACUUCGUUCAGAUAAUCGUCAUCGUUUCCGUACUGUUUGGAUUACUAUUUUUUAUAUUAUCUUUGACAAUCGAUCCGAAUAUACUGAAAGCCUUCACUUAUCUACUUGGCAUCGUGAUAGCAAACGUGCCCAGCGUUCUACUGGUAACCGUUACAACGAGUUUGACGCUAACGGCUCAAAAGAUGGCCACAAAAAACUGCCUGGUGAAGAAUCUAGAGGCUGUCGAAACGCUCGGUUCCACUUCGACAAUCUGCUCCGACAAGACGGGAACUCUCACGCAGAACAAGAUGAACGUAUCUAAUUUAUGGUUUGGCCACACGAGAUACAAUUUUCCACCGGGCGAAAGGUUAGGCGUCGAACAGGAUUUAUUGAUGGAGAGACCAGGCUUUAAUAUCAUGAUCAAGAACGCUACUCUUUGUUUGCGCGCUGAGUUUGUCACGGAGUCCACUCUACUGAAGCCAAUCGACGAACGAGAGAUAGUUGGCGACGCCUCUGAAACGGGUAUCCUCAGAUUCUGCGAGCACAUCCAUUCGACGGAUGAAUUCCGGCAGGCGUAUCCAAAGGUUGCGGAAAUACCGUUUAGUUCUAUAACAAAGUAUCAAAUGUCGAUACACAGAGAAGAGAACGGAUACAUAAUGAUCUUUAAAGGUGCACCGGAAGUGAUACUGGAGAACUGCACCCAGAUACUAACUACAGAAGGAGAAACAGCAGAAAUGACACAAGAGGAUCACGCGAUAUCUCGACGAGCAUGUGGAGAGUUAGGAUAUUUAGGAGAACGCGUGUUGGCAUAUUGCGAUCUUUAUCUACCCGAUGAUUUGUAUGGUCUAGAGUACAAGUUCAACACCGAUUCUCCAAACCUGUACAACUUUCCAACAACAGGAUACAGAUUCGUUGGACUGGUGAGUCUAUUAGAUCCUCCGAGACCAGCUGUACCGGAAGCUGUAAGAAAAUGUCGCACAGCUGGCAUCAAAGUAAUAAUGGUAACAGGCGAUCAUCCUAUAACAGCGAUGGCCAUUGCAAAGAAAGUUGGUAUCAUAAGCGAGGGACACGAAACCAGGUACGAGAGAGCGAUAUUACAAAAUAAAUCGUACUCGCAAAUAACUGAGAGCGAUACACACACGAUAAUCGUUACUGGUUCCGAACUGAGGAGUAUGGACAACACAGAAUUAGAUGGGAUUAUACGGAACUACGAAGAGAUCGUUUUCGCGAGAACGUCUCCGCAACAGAAGCUGCUUAUCGUGGAAAGUUGUCAAAGACUGGGCGAAAUUGUUGCUGUAACCGGCGACGGUGUAAAUGAUUCACCUGCGUUGAGAAAAGCGGACAUCGGAGUAGCUAUGGGAAUCACUGGUUCAGACGUAACGAAAAAUGCUGCAGACAUGAUCCUCAUGGACGAUAAUUUUGCAUCGAUCGUAACAGGCAUCGAAGAAGGUAGAUUAAUAUUCGAUAAUCUUAAAAAAUCGAUAGUGUACACGUUAACCUCUAGCAUCCCCGAGAUGUUACCCAUGCUAAGUAGCAUCAUAUUUGCUAUUCCUUUGCCAUUCAUUCUUGAAAUGAUUCUUUGCGUGGACAUCGGAACAGAUUUACUACCAGCCAUAGCGCUGGCGUACGAAAAAGCAGAGUCCGAUAUAAUGCAUCGCGCGCCCAGAAAUCCACAAUACGAUAAACUCGUGAACAAACGAUUAAUAUCUGUCGCCUAUGGUCAAAUCGGAAUGACCCAGUCUCUAGCUGCCUUUUACACCUACUUUAUGAUUCUUAUGCUAAACGGGUUUCUACCUGAUCGUUUACUGGGAAUAAGAUACGAUUGGGACGACAAAUCUAUUAACGAUUUACGGGAUUCUUAUGGUCAAACAUGGACGUACGAUACAAGAAUGGAUUUAUUGAACGAAGCGCGAACGGGAUAUUUUUUAUCUAUAGUUAUAACGCAGCUUAUAGAUUUAGUGAUGUGUAAGACGAGAGUUAACUCGAUCUUUCAACAAGGAAUGGAUAAUUGGUUUUUAAAUUUUUCUUUCAUUUUUGAAAUUGUUUUAACCGGAAUUUUAUUGUACGUGCCGGGAACUGAAAAAGUAUUAAAGACUAUGCCUCUAAGCGCGUAUUGGUAUUGGCCGAGUUUACCUCUCGGCUUGUUUAUGUGGACAUGGGAUGAAUUAAGAAGGCUAUGCAUUCGUAAAUUUCCUGACGGAAUCAUAGAACGCGAAACGUAUUACUGAAUGGCAUUUAAUCGCUCUUAAUCGAUAAUACUAUAGCUUUAAUUUGUUAAUUUCGUAUUGUUCUUUAUAGUUUAUAGUUUAUACGGGAAUAAGUUGCACUUUUUAAAUACAAUGAAUUAAUAUAUAUUGUGAGUACAG